GUGUUAAUGGCAAUAUAUUUGCGAUAUCAAUAUAGAGUAAAAACUUUCAUUCAUUGAUUAUUGUUAUCAUUUUCAUAACUGCUGAUAGCAGCGUCCAGAAUCUACAGUGUCUGUCUAAAAGUCAAGUCUUAAAGUCAAGUUUCUGCCUACCAAUAUACUGCAAUGGAGAAACCGCCACCACUGCCACCAAGGGCCAGUGGCCACCAGCAGUUUCUGGAAGAUCUGGAGAGAGCUAAAACUCUUAGUCUUGAAAGCUUCCGACAGGAAAAGCGCAGGCAGGCUGAAAAAGCCGCACCGCCUCCGCCGACCGGUACCGACGUGAAGCCCCGGCCGCGUCCCACCAGCUCGGCGUCACUACCACGCCCGCCGGACGCCAGGCCGAGUCUGCCCCCGCGCCGACCGGUGGGCCGCGCGGCGUCGGCCGCCGCCGCGCACGGGCCGCCGCUGCCGCCGCGGCUGUACGGAGAGCCGGAGACGGCCGACAGCGGACCGGACCUGAUCCAGCUGGAGGCGCCCGAGCCGCCGCCACCGCCUCCCGAGCGGCCCGCUGCCGGCGCCCUGGGACCCGAGCGGCUGGCUCAGCUGUACGGCGGGGGCGCCGCCGGGCCGCCGCUGCCGCCGCGCGUGCCGGCACACCCGCUGCACUCCUCCAUACCGUCAGCUCUGCCGGCCGUACCUCCGCUCCUGAACGGUGCCUGCGGCCCGGCGUCGGCCGGCCGGCCCCUCUCACUCGCGCUGCCCUCAGUACCGACCGCCAGCCCGGCUACCACCCCGGGGUCAGCAACGACCGACCCCAGUUUCGAGUCGCUCCGGGUGCUGCUGAGGAAGCCGCCGUGUUCCAAUGGUAACCUGAUAGACCUGGGCGAGCCGGCGCCUGACCAUUCCGCGGUGCGCCGCUCCGUACUGGAGGUGUUCGACCCCCUGUCAGCGCCGCCGGAGUCCGCACCGGCUGGCGCCACGGGCGGCGCGGAGGACGCGGAACUCUCCGACCAAGUGCGCGAACUACUAGCCAUCAAGGCGUGUACGACGGCAGACGAAGACGCAGCGACCAGCUACUACGAACAGUCGGAUCCGUUCCAGUACAUGUACGGUCGGACGGGCCCGGCCGAGUCGCUGUACGAACCGCUGGCUACCCGGGCACCCACUGACGAGAGUGAUGGCGAGCCGCCGCCGCUGCCGCCGCGACAGCAGCGUGCCGGUCCAAUGACGCCCGAGAGACCGCCCGGCCGGCCCGUCGAGCUGCCCGCCAGUCGAAUACAGGCGUACAAGCAGCGGCAGCGGUCCUCGGAUAGCCUAAUAUCGUCGUCCACCGGCAUCAAAGUGCGCAAGACCAGGGGUCUUUCCUGUGAUAGUGACAUUGUUGCGUUCUGUGAUAUGAUCAAGGAAUUGAGAGGCUCGUACCCGGCGGACGACAGGGCGACCAACCCGGGCCUGAUUACCAGCGCCACGAUAGAGACCAGCCAGCAGCUGGACGCCACGGUGAAGCUGAUGAUACACCACCAGUCGCGCACAUCCCCUGUCUGCUUCACCUGUGAUAUUUCCAGCACAGUCGACCUGGUGAUCAUGCAGACAGUCUGUGCCCUGGAGGCAGGACUCGAGUCCACAGACCCCUCCGACUAUGUCCUGCGUGUGUGUGGUGCCGCCGAGUACCUCACUGCAGAGAGCGCGCUGCAUGAUUACCAGUACGUGCAGCGGUGUAUCAAGUACGAGGAGGAUGUGCGACUGUCGCUGAUACAUACUGAACAGCUCACACUGCCGCUGCAGAGGACGCGUCAGGACGACAUAUCUGACCUGGACCUGCGACCUGAGGACCUGGUGCCACCCUCUACAAUCGACCCCGUCACAUACGACAACCUGCGAAUACUGCUCGAGUGCGUGGAGCGGGAAUGUGAUCAGCUGCGCCGCACAGCCGAGGACUCGAGUCAGUCGAGCGUUCGACCGGACCGACUAAGUCAGGCAGUGAAGGCAGUCUGUACUCAGCUGGGCCAACUCCAGACUAUAGAGAUCGCCCAGGCGCUGGACGACGUAACAGCUACGUGCCAGCGGAUUUCAGAGGAACCGGUCUCUGACCGCGCCGACCUGCGUCUGAAGCUCUCCACUCAGCUGGGACCAGUGCAGGACGCCGUCCGUCUACUGCUCAUCAUGUACUGCCAGGCGUUCCGGACCGACUUUUCAGUCGUACAAACCAGCACGGAUAUCGUGGAGCGGCCCCUGACCGAGGUUCUCGACACGGUUCUAAUCCGCGUGUCGGCGCUACACCGAUUGCGGCACGACAACCGGUACGAGCAGUACGUGGUGACCGCCCAGCUGUACCACGGCUCGCGGGCCGUCUCACAGACAGUGCCCACAGCGCCCGUGGCGCCCACCAAACACCUGUUCAAGUGGUGCAGCUUCAACGCUUGGCUGGAGUUCACGGACGUGGCGCUGUGCUGUCUGCCCCGCGAGGCCCGUCUGGUAGUGACCGUCAGCGGGCUGAUGCCCGAGCAGCCCGCCGAUGCCAAGGAUCCGGUCCGACUGCACCAGGAGGAGGUCGGCUGGGCCGCCCUGCAGAUGUUCGACUUCGAGGGGAUCCUGGCCGAGGGCGGGUACGUCCUACCGCUGUGGCCCCCUGAGGCGAUGAAGGAGCUGGGCCCGGCCCCGUUUCCCGGGACACACCCCAGCGCGGACAAGUGCACCGCAAUCACGGUGGACCUGCCGUCGAUGUGUUCCCGGGCGCGGGUUCGCUUCCCGCCCGUGGAGAGUAACCCGACCAGCUCUCGGAAGGAGUUCUCCUCUCUGGAUGUGGACACGCAGACGCUGCUGUUGGAUACACUGGAGACAGACCUGUUCACCCAAGUGCCAGCAGACCGUCGUGAGAUCCUGUGGGACCGCCGCCACUACCUGUACGAUGAGCCCGCCGCGCUGCCCCGGGUGCUCCUGGCCGCUCACAGCUGGGAGUGGGCCUGCCUGCCCGACCUGCACUCGAUGGUACAGAGCUGGGGCGACCUGGCGCCCGUGGACGCCAUCCAGCUCCUCCUGCCCAGUUUUCCGGACGUGGUGGUUCGGAGGAAGGCGGUGCGGUGGCUGCAGUCGAUCACCAGUGACGAGCUGGUGGACUACCUGCCGCAGCUGGUGCAGGCCGUCAAACACGAGGCCUGGGAUUGCUCCACAUUGGCCAGGUUUCUGAUCGACCGAGCGCUGACGUCCCCGCGCGUGGCCCACCACCUGUACUGGCUGCUGCACCAGUGUCUACCGGCCGACGGCGGCGAGCCCUCGGUGACCGAGGCGCGCUACCUCCGCCGGCUGACGGUACUGCAGCGGGCACUGCGCUCCACCUGCGGCAGGAACCUGCUGGGCAGGUUCCUCAGUCAGGAGGUGCUGCUGAGAGGCCUAUACGAGGCGGCCGAGCACGUCAAGACCACCAAGGAGUCGCUGCGGCUGCGGGAGCUGAUGCGCUGCCUGGACCAGCUGCGUGAGUCGCUGGAGCGAACGCCCACCUCCCUCCCCCUCGACCCGGCGCUGGAGGUGUGCGGCAUUGACGUACCGGCGUGCUCCUACUUCCCGUCAAACACUCUGCCGCUGCGAGUGCAGUUCUGCAGCGCAGAGGACAACGGGGAGACCCUGCCGGUGAUCUACAAGGUGGGGGACGACCUGCGACAGGACAUGCUGACCAUUCAGAUGAUCCGAAUCAUGGACAAACUGUGGCUCAAGGAGGGACUCGACCUGAGGAUGGUCACCUUCAACUGCGUGCCGACGGGGCACUGCAGAGGUAUGAUCGAGAUGGUGCAGAGUGCGGAGACGCUGCGGAAGAUUCAGGGAGAGCACGGGGUGACGGGCGCCUUCAAAGAUAUGACCAUCGCCGAGUGGCUGGCGAAGCACAAUCCGACAGAGCUCGAGUACGAGCGGGCCGCCCAGAACUUCACUGCCUCGUGCGCCGGGUACUGCGUGGCCACGUACGUGCUGGGAAUCUGCGACCGACACAACGACAACAUCAUGCUCCGCUCGUCCGGACACCUCUUCCACAUCGACUUCGGCAAGUUCCUUGGCGACGCGCAGCGCUUCGGCGCCUUCAAACGAGACCGGGCUCCGUUCGUGCUGACCUCGGACAUGGCCUACGUCAUCAACGGGGGCGACAAGCCGUCAGCGCGCUUCCAGCUGUUCGUCGACCUCUGCUGCAAGGGCUUCAACAUCCUGCGGCGGCACGGCAACAUCUUCCUCAACCUGUUCGCGCUGAUGACGUCGUCAGGCAUCCCGGGCGUGUCCCGUGACGCCAUCGACUACAUCCAGCGCGCGCUGCUGCCCAACAUGGUCGAACACGAGGCGGCUGCCUUCUUCGCCCGCAUGAUCCAGGAGAGCCUCAAGUCGUGGUUCACGUCUGUCAACUUCUUCCUGCACAGCCUGGCGCAGCUGCGCUUCACAGGAGACCACAACGACGAGCAGCUGCUCAGCUUCGUGCCCAAACGAUACACUGAGGCGACGGACGGUCGGAUCAGCUCCGUCACCGUGUACGGCUAUCAGAAACGCUACGAGCCGGAAAAGUGCUACGUCUUCAUCCUGCGCGUGCAGCGAGAGAACAUGACAGACCCCGUCUACGUGUUCAGAACGUACAAGGAGUUCAUCGAGUUUGGCCAGAAGCUCACCAUGGCCUUCCCACUGGUCAUGGACUUCUACAGUCUGCCGAAGGGCGGUCGGCUGGGCCGGUCCCACAUUCGCCAGGUGGCCGAGGCGCGCCGGCGCAGCAUCUCCAACUUCCUGCGCAAACUGUGGCAGCUGGCGGACGAGGUGCGACACUCGGACAUCGUCUACACGUUCAUGCACCCGCUGCUGAGGGACCAGCAGGAGGACAGCAUCAACACCAGGAAGCUGAAGGAGCCAAAGCCGACCGUUAACCGGACAGCUCCUCACUACAUCCGUGGCCAGCUCCAGCUGAGCUUCUGCUACCAGCGCAACACGUUCAGCGUCUUCGUCCACCACGCCAAGGACCUGGAGCUGCCCGACGGACAGGAGCCCAACGCCUACGUCAAGAUCUACCUGCAGCCCGACCCCAACAAGGUCACCAAGCGCAAGACCAAGGUGGUGCGCAAAAACAACCACCCGAGCUUCAUGGAGAGGAUCGUCUACCGUAUGCGGCUAGCAGCUGUCGAAGACAAAACGCUCCAGGCUUCCCUCUGGCACCAGGACCACCUCCAGGAGAACGUGUUCCUUGGCGCGGUGGUGGUCCGCCUGGCCGACUUCGACCUGACCCAGGAGACCCAGCAGUGGUACAACCUGACCAACUUCAGUCGGUGAGAGGACGCCGCGCGUCGGGGAGAUGAGAAUUUUACCGACGGCCGAGGAGGGGUUCUCGGAGGUCAUUGUCACUGUGAAGGCAACAGCUGAGGCCGCGUGAAGCUCGCUCGCCGGGAGACUGGGUGCUAAGACACACGUUCCGCGCUCCAGACUGUGCCAGUUCCUGGUGAGUAACUCUUGCUGGCUGCGCACGGCAGGUUUCGUGAUUCGUUUACAGGGUGGUGAUCUACACACACAGGCAGACCUCUGGGAAAGGUCUGAUGUUUGCCGUUAGGAGGUCGUUGUUGACCGUUGUGGGGACCUGCAGGCGUCAUGCCUGGGUUGGGUGGAACGGUGCUAAGUGGCUGUAAGUACCAAAGGACGAGGCGGGAAGUCGUUUGGACCAUAGCUGGCGUAAAGACUAAAGGAAUGGUGUUAAGUGACAACGGGGAUGGCUGAAGACGGCUACUGAUAACAGAGACAUGUGUUGCGAGUUUCGUCUUUGCGGGGCCUCCUCUGUCACCUUGACUGCAAUAUGAAGACCCCAGCCGGUUAGGAGGCGCAAGCUGUCUUUGCUGAUGAGCUGGUACUCCUGUGAAGGGCACAGCAGCGGGUCUGCUGAAAAGGCUUCACCCCUGCGGCCGGCUUGGUAGUCGAUUAUUUGCAUCACGCGCGAUGUGUCACGCUUUUUAUCGGGCAGGCACCCAGGAGGCCUCCCGAAUCUGUUGGGUCUAGUCUCGAAGACGCACACUGGAGAUAUUAGAUGUUUAUUCGCUCGAGCGGACCUCCUCCGAGCCUGCCGCGCUUCCAGAGCUUGUUCCACUAUGGUAUGACUGUGACGACUUUGUGCUGCAGGGACAGCCUGUUAUUUAGCGUGAAUGUGCAGCGCAUGAAGUAGAGUUGUGAGUCUGUGUGGUUGACUUGGUCACCGGCUGUCAUAAUGGGUUAUAUGCAGGGUGCGAAAGAUGCCAGUGGCUAGUCGAAGCGUCUAGAGUGACUAGCUGAGCUGCUUAUUUCAGCCAUGUCUUAGAGAUGAGUGCGCGUCGUAUAUCUACUUAUUUUAGGCUCCGGUAAUAGAAUGUCAGCCGUAGCGUGAUGUAUACUAUUAUCUGUUCUGUGAUUGGAGCCAAACUGGCGGUCAGAGAUCAUGAUUUGUGAUUCAAUUUGUGAUUGGUUGCGGCUUCUUGUGCACAUGAGCUGAUUGGUCCAAAUACGCCACACUGACUGCUGAUUGGUGGGGGCGCCUGUUAUCUGACUUCUGAUUGGCCAACCGCGCCACACCGCUCGCUGAUUGGUGAUUUCGUCGCGUCUUUGGCACGCCACCGGCGGCUCAGUUCUGCGAUUGCUGACAGUAUUUGCCGUUGAGCACGUUAGACCGCGGUUUCAAGCAUUCCAUACCUGUGUUGCGCGAGCUUCGGGCCUGGCUCCGACGGUUUGUCGACGCGUCCUAGUCGUCCUGUCCGCGUCUCUUUGCCGGUACUGUCAUCAGACCCUCCGCGCGAUGAUCAAAUCUGGUCGGGGAAAGACCGACUGAUAGCUUUACACUGACGCGAAAUGAGCUCUGCUGUCGAGUACCCUGUUGUCAACCCCGCCACUGUCUGAACUUUGUCUCCGAUAUCGUAUCAUUGAAGACAUUUGAUCGAUGCUGUAUGCGACUGUUGUGUUUCACUCCCUGACAGUCCCAUCUGUUUGUCUGUGUCUGUCUCAUCGGGUGUCUGUUUUAUACCGGGCCGUUUCUACGUCAGGUCAGAUGAUCUGACCCUGACUCCUGCACUCUGUGACCAGAUAUUAUAUAACGAUGUGUGUAUGUGUAAAUAUACUACAGGUAGCGCGCUGCCUUUCAACAAU
Molecule: messenger RNA, 7095 nt
Organism: Amphibalanus amphitrite
Lineage: Eukaryota; Metazoa; Arthropoda; Thecostraca; Balanomorpha; Balanidae
Product: phosphatidylinositol 4-phosphate 3-kinase C2 domain-containing subunit alpha-like
Exons: 25
Coding region: 163-5268 (1701 amino acids)
Biological process (GO): phosphatidylinositol-3-phosphate biosynthetic process; phosphatidylinositol-mediated signaling; phosphatidylinositol 3-kinase/protein kinase B signal transduction
Cellular component (GO): plasma membrane; phosphatidylinositol 3-kinase complex; cytoplasm
Molecular function (GO): phosphatidylinositol binding; 1-phosphatidylinositol-4-phosphate 3-kinase activity; 1-phosphatidylinositol-3-kinase activity
Source: RefSeq, a predicted model, not a curated record